UUUGAAGGUGGACAAUGGGAUGUAGCCGGUGAGAUGGAAUAUCAUGAGAGACCUGCUUCUUUUCGCCAAGCCCGCCUCAACCCCUUUGAUCGGGGUGAGGAGGAGGGCGGCCCCCCAGGGGGUAAAACCCCCUCUCGAGAUGCAAAGGCCUGGAGAAUGGAUGAGCCGGCAACCUGAUGACACUGCAGCAGUCUCUUAUGGAAGAUGGAGUAGUGCAGUAGCCUGAUGGGAAGUCAGUUCAUGUUGUCUGUGCAGCCAGUCUGCAUCUGCAAGUUUAGUGCUGCAACCGGUACCAGAGCAAGCUUUGUCUGCAGAACUAUAGUCUGCAAGAGAUGGAACAAUCUAUACAUUUUGAAAUGAUGUGACUGACUGUACAGCUAAACAACAGCAUAGACUGAAAGAGGAAGAAGGCUGCUGUCCUUUCCAUAUCUCUGUUGCUUAAUAUCUGAUUUAGUACCACUCUUGCAACAGCGCCCUAACCAUUAUGAGCUCAUCAAGAACAUCAACUGACCUUGGAUCUGUAGUUAUGGGCCAAAAGUAAUGAGAGGAACUGAGACAGGAGCAUUAGGUGGUACUGUGGUUCAGAACGAUUCCUGUAAUCAUAUGCCUACACUUAGCCUAGUUCACUAGAACACUGUCUAGGUUUCAGCUGCAUCUGUCUGCCUCUCCAGCACUUUCUGGCAGCCAGCGACUCAGGAUGUCUUGUCUCUCGCUACCAUGAUGUCAUCUGAGGUGUAUGCAGAGCUGAGACCUGAGCUCUUCUCCUCUAAGAGCAGAAACCAGAGUUUGGACCGAGCCAUGGACCUGGGACUGGCAGAGGACCACUUCUCUCGACCUGUCGUCCCCGUGCAGGGCUCGUUUGUAGCGUCGGACAUUGAGCAGCUGAAGAUGGCCAUAGAGGAGUGUAAGAGAUUAAUCCUGGAGCUGCCUGAGCAUUCAGAGAGACAGAAGGACACUGUGGUCAAACUCAUCCACCUACGCCUCAAACUACAGGAGCUCAAUGACCCUGAAGAGGAUGAGCCAAACCUGAGGGUACUAUUGGAGCAUCGUUUCUCCAAGGAGAAGAGCAAGAGUGUGAAACAGACGUGUGAUAAGUGCAGCACUAUCAUCUGGGGCCUCAUCCAGACCUGGUACACCUGCACAGGAUGUUACUACCGUUGCCAUAGCAAGUGCUUGAACCUCAUCAACAAGUCCUGCGUGAGGUCAAAGGUCAGCCACCAGUCAGAGUACGAGCUAAGCAUCUGCCCAGAGAUCGGGCUGGACCGGCAGGACUACCGCUGUGCUGAGUGCCGCAUGCCUGUGUCACUAAGGGGCGUGCCCAGCGAGGCCAGGCAGUGUGACUACACGGGCCAGUACUACUGCAGCACCUGCCACUGGAAUGACACCGCUGUCAUCCCUGCACGCGUCAUCCACAACUGGGAGUUUGAGCCACGCAAGGUAUGUCGUUCCUCCAUGCGUUACCUGGCCCUGAUGAUACCCCGGCCUGUACUGAAACUGAGGGAGGUCAACCCACUGCUCUUCAACUUUGUGGAGGAACUAGUGGAGAUCAGGAAGCUCCGUCAGGACAUCCUACUGAUGAAGCCCUACUUCAUCACCUGUAAGGAGGCUAUGGAGGCACGGCUGCUACUGCAGCUCCAUGAUCGCCAGCACUUUGUGGAGAACAAUGACAUGUACUCGCUGCAGGAUUUGAUUGACAUCUCUAGUGGCAGACUCAGCUGCUCUCUCACAGAGAUCCACACUACCUUUGCCAAGCACAUCAAACUGGACUGUGACCGGUGCCAAGCCAAAGGCUUUGUUUGUGAGCUGUGUAAGGAGGGAGACAUCCUGUUCCCGUUUGACAGCCACACCUCAGUGUGCCACGACUGCUCUGCUGUCUUCCACAGGGACUGUUUCUAUGACAAUUCCACAACUUGCCCGAAAUGUGCCCGGAUGACCGAACGCAAGCACGACGAUCCGCCGGAUCCGAAAGACAAGUAGCCCUGUCGAUCUAAGCCUGUCACUGUGACGGACAACCUGUGGGAGUGGCCAUGGCACUUUUUCUUAUGUUGAGGACCAUCAAGACAUUUUUAUGACACAAACAUGACUAGCUUUCCCUCUUGCUCUCUCUCUCUGUUGUUUUGUGGGGAUGUUAAGUUACUUUGUUCCAGUUCAGUGGACUAUGGAAGAUGGUAGCAGGAUACUAGAGUUUGAUAUGAUCCGGUAAUGAAGUGUGAUACUCUGAGACUGGCUGCACUGUAUAGCCCACAGUAACGCAUCCCUGAGCACUUAACCAAUGUUGUAAAGUUUGUGUGUUACUGUGAGAGAGUACUGUAUGGGCAUCAUGUUGCAGGCAUGAAUUGCAAUGUGGGUCACAUAAUUGUCUUUACCUCUUAACAAUCAAAUAUCUUUAACUACCUUGAAGUAGGUGUUAAAUUCCAAAUUAAUCUUAACAAAUCAAUUUAACAAAACUACCAUUCACCUCCAGGCCUUAACUGACAUCGAUAACGAGACAGGUAUUUUAAUGAGGUUAGGUCGUAGCUCUUCAAGACUUCCUCCCUAUGGGCAUGAGGUAUUUCACCCCACUGUUGUGAAACAAUGCGUUACAUGAUGGACAAUGACACUAAAAUGUUUUUUUUAUUGUUUAUUUGAACACCACAGAAUUAUCUGCCUGAAACACUUAAGAGAACAUGUGGUAUGUAUGUUAUGUCUUAGGGAACUUUAAUCUAGUACCUUUUUUACAGUAGAAUUAUUGGGCAGCCAUGUAAACAAUGUCAAGAGAGUAAAGUGAAGGAGAGCUCAUUAUGAUGUGCUGAUUAACUAUAUCUUAAGUUGACACACUGUAUGCUGACAUAUUUGGAAUUCCAAUUGAACACUGUGUGCAUUUACCCAUUGAUCAAGUGAUCUAUUUACAGUAUUUUGUGAGGGGUUUUGCAGCCCGCAUCAAGGUAUGGCACAUUAUUUUCAGAGAUGAGAAAGCUGACGAAUGAUACUUCUGGGGACAUGAGCAUGAUGAUGUUGACAAAUUAUUUGUUUUAAAAUAAUGAGUAUUUGGCUGUGUUGUGUUUUUCUCUACAUAAUGAUCUUCAUAACAUGCAAGUGUAAUGUUCCAUGUGUUAGUGAAAAUCCAGAUAUUAACAUGAACUGUAAGAUCAUGUGAAGUUGAGCAUGAAUAAUGUAUUAAUAAAUUCUAUGUUGUGA
This is a messenger RNA of Oncorhynchus mykiss (rainbow trout), 3177 nucleotides long. Lineage: Eukaryota; Metazoa; Chordata; Actinopteri; Salmoniformes; Salmonidae. The record is from RefSeq and is a predicted model, not a curated record.